This is a messenger RNA of Andrographis paniculata, 973 nucleotides long. RefSeq names its product NAD(P)H-quinone oxidoreductase subunit N, chloroplastic. Gene Ontology annotation, molecular function: oxidoreductase activity, acting on NAD(P)H, quinone or similar compound as acceptor. The record is from RefSeq and is a predicted model, not a curated record. The transcript has 4 exons. The coding region runs from base 143 to 805 and encodes 220 amino acids. Lineage: Eukaryota; Viridiplantae; Streptophyta; Magnoliopsida; Lamiales; Acanthaceae. Gene Ontology annotation, cellular component: membrane.
AUUGCUUUCAUUCUCACUCUUUUCCUCCUAAUGGCACACAAUAUUCUUCUUCAUCAUCAUCAUCAUCUUCUUUUUCAUCAUCAUCAUCAUCAUCUUCUUCUUCUUCUUCUUCUUCUUCUUCUUCCUUUGCAGAUUGGCAGCCAUGGCAGCAGCCUGUAUAAUUCAAACCCCAUUUCUCCCUUCUUCCCUCAGCCACACCCAAACACAGCUCCAUUCUCACUCCUCCAUUGCAAUGCCAAGAGGAGUAAGAAGAAGAAGAACAUCAUCAACACCACAUGAUCAGAGGGGUAGUCUAACCAAGUGCAAUAUCAGCCUAGGCGACUUCAUCGGAGGGGACCUGGUCCGGUUCGAUCUCGGCCAGUGGCUGUCCGACGUCGAGGAGCACAAGGCCCUUGCUAUAUACCCCCCGCACGAAGGCGGGUACGAGGGCCGCUACCUCAACAGGCUUAUCUACAAGGGGUACCACUUCUUGGACCUGUCCGCGCGCGGAUUGGGCGAUCCCGAGACCACCCUCACCAAGUUCCAUCCUGUUUGCCCUGCUCAUGUCGGGAAGCAGCCUAUCGCGAGAUGGUACUUUCCUCCGGAAGUGGAUUACCGGCUCUCGUUGCUCCCUCCCAACGCCAAAGGGCUCGUGGUUUGGAUCAUUGAAGCCAAGGUUUUGUCGAAGGCUGAGCUGCAGUUUCUUGCUAUAUUGCCGACGUUGAGGCCGAGAGUCAGAGUUAUUGCAGAAUGCGGCAACUGGAGAAAGUUCAUGUGGAAGCCAUUGAAAGAAAUUGCAGAAUUACCAGCAACGGGAAGCGCAUAGAUGUUCACCAAGGUGAAUGAGAAAACGGAGGAUAAACAUCAUUGCAGUAACUCUAUUUGUGUAUAAACUGGAUUUCAUCGAUGCAACAAAAUACUCCCUCCGUCCACUUGUAAAGUUUACAUUUAUUUUUUGCGUGUUAAUAUUUGAAUAUGAAUUAUUAUAUGAAAA